This is a messenger RNA of Periophthalmus magnuspinnatus, 3096 nucleotides long. It is a transcript of the gene vgll4a, whose product is annotated as vestigial-like family member 4a. NCBI's taxonomy places the organism in Eukaryota, Metazoa, Chordata, Actinopteri, Gobiiformes, Gobiidae. The transcript is spliced from 6 exons. The record is from RefSeq and is a predicted model, not a curated record. The coding region runs from base 127 to 876 and encodes 249 amino acids. Gene Ontology annotation, molecular function: transcription coactivator binding. Gene Ontology annotation, biological process: negative regulation of DNA-templated transcription.
ACACGGUCCUGAGGCUCUGUUAACGAGUGUAAACAUCUUAUUUAUGAUCUAAUCAGCAGCCCUGUGUCGUCCCUCACUACAGACACAUCGAUGUUGUCCUCCGGGGUGUCCGUGUGAUGUGUCUCUAUGAUGGAUCUGUUGAACUCUCAGCUCCUGGACAAGAUGAACAACAACCUCAGACUCUACUUUGAAGAUGAGCCCAGGGCAGCCUCCUUGUCCACUUCAGUGACCGGUAUCACUGGACCUCCCUCACACUGCCCCAGUAAACGAAAAUAUAGAGAACAAAUGGAAGAUCAAAUGAACUCAGACGACGACCACAUGGCCAAAAUGAGACUUUUUGCUUCCCAAAUGGUCAGACCUGCUGCUGCUGAGAAUAACCGUAACGAGCACUGGAGCUAUAACCCCAUUCCUGUCGAUCACCUCUCUGCCUCCAACGGUCUCCAUGGAAACCACCUGUUUGCUUCCAUCCCGGGCUUCGCUGUGGAUCAGCCUCUGGCUCUGACCAAAAGCACUGUGGACCCUGCUGCUGGAGGCAUGGACAGGCCUGUUACUGCGGGCAGUGCAGAGAGACAGCAGAAUCGGCCUUCAGUAAUUAUCUGUGCUCCUGCGAGCAACCGCAACUGUAACCUGUCUCACUGCCACAUGAACGGCUCUACAGGCCAAGAGUCUGACCAGAAAAAGGCCAACACUCAAACAGAGUGUGACCCAGUGAUUGAGGAGCACUUCCGCCGCAGCCUCGGGAAAAACUAUUCAGAGCCAGAGUCCAACUCUGUGUCCAUCACAGGGUCUGUGGACGACCACUUCGCCAAAGCGCUCGGAGCCACCUGGCUCCAGAUCAAGGCCAAGGGUCCCAGUGCCCCAGAGCCAGACCCGUGAACGACAGGGCUAAACUUUUCACUUCAAAGUGAAUACUGUGAGUGCAGAUCACACUCUUGGUUUUGCCAAGCACACAUAUUUUACAAACCUAAGAACAAUAUAAAGGUGCUCACAUAUACAGACUGCUUGUUGGGCUCAAAAGUCCCAGUUAACUUGUGAAACACAUUCUUUUUGUGAUACUGAAUUUAUAAUUCAUAAAAGUAAGAGAAACGUAGCAGUGUUGAAUAAGUUACCUUCACGUUAAUAUCAACAAUGACCUAACAUGCCUUAAUAGCCAAAGAAAUUCUCAGCAUUUUGCAUCUUAAAGCCAUAGAUUGACCCAGACUUUCCCAUUCAUCAUCUUCAUUGCAUUUACUUUAAUAUUAUAUUACUUGAACAACGUGCCCGGUCUGAUGUGCAACACUGCACCUAAAGAUCUCAGAUGGCAGGUCACUCUGUCAUUUGGAACUAGUAUUUUAAAAAGUGUGAUUUUGCAAUCAAGUCUUCUUAAAACACUAAUCUAUUUUAUAACAAAAUAACUGGACUUAUCCACUAUCGACUUAAAUCCGUGUAAUAUUCAGGCAGAUUUUGAUCAACUUAACCAGACACCAGUCGACGACUAAAACAAAGAAACUUGUUUGAAAGAGCUGGUUACGUCUUUAUUCUAUUCACUAUAUUAAGUCAGAUUUUAUUUUUUAUCUGUUGUAGAAUUACUCACUGCUGGAACAGUUGUAAUCAAUAUAUUUUUUGUAUCUGGUUUUCAUGACUAUGUGUGGGUGUGUGAGCAUCCAUGUGCCAUUCUCAGCCUCUGGCCAGGUUGUCUUGAGUGCAGAGUGUGGGACUGCAUGUGUUGGACUCUAUGGAGCUGGACACCAGGGCUUAAUACAUGACUGAGCAACAGUGACCUUUGUAGCAGACUUUAUUUAUUCUCAACAGGAAGUAGCCUCGUAUUAACUCAGACAAAUGUGGUGAGGAAACAUAACUGUGUCUAGCUCCUCUGUCUGCAGUUUUAUUUUGAAAAUUUGUGAAACAUUCCUCUGUCUGCCAUUUUUAUGUCUCAUCUUUAUGCAAAAACUGUUACUUUUCCACUUCUCUAAAUCAGAAUUACAAUUUUGCGAUACUAAGACAUCAAAUAAUUUGUUUAUCUAGCGCCACCUGUAGGUCAACACUGAUUGAGAUGUAGUAUUUUAACUCCAGAUGCCCUGCCUGUGAAAUUUGUGCUUUACUGAUGGUCUGAAAUGGUCACACACAAGCGCUUCUAUUUUAUUUACCUUGAGACCGUCAUGACGCCGAGCGGAGUGAUUAUUAAUACUAGUUUUGUUCGGAAUACUGUACUAUGUGUCAUCGAUUCAUUUCUAACCAUGUUUUUGUAUUGUCUAGGCCUGUCACGGUAACACAUUUUGAACCACGAUAUAUUGAUGCAUUACUCCUCUAACCCACUGACACAGGAUUAAAAGAAAAAAUCAAAUCUGUCAACUGGAAAAAAAGUUGUAAGAGUGAAGAUGUUUUGCUGCUGAUCUGAAGAAGCGGCUUGGAUCAAACAUCUUCGCUCUUACAACUUUUUGUCCAGUUGACAGAUUUGAAUUUUCCUUUUUCGAUGGAUCACACCUGUACGACUGAGGGAUUACACAGACACUGACACAAUAAUAAUGCAAAAUAAUCCCAGUAAACCAUUUUUAAAUACACGGUGUCAUUAAAAACAAAACAUGGUCUUAGAAGUGACCUGUUCAGUCUUUUACAGCUCAAAUCUUCUCGUAAUACAACAAAAAUACUCCAAAUCUCCCCACUUUAACAUAGAAAAUGUACACAUGAUAAACACUGAGCUCCAAAAUAUAUCGUUCCAGCUUUCAUAUACUGAACCAUAAGUCGAUAUAGCGAUUAUUGUGACAGGCCUUGUAUUGACUUUUACUAUGUGAUUCAUUUCCACCAUUACACAAAGGGCAGGACCACAUCUUUCGGAGCGGUGCCUGUAGUGUUUGUAGUGUCUGUGUGUAUCAUAGCUGAGGGAUUAUCUUCGUCUGCUUGUUUGACACAAGUAGAGUGGUAGAAGUAUUGGGGUUUUAGACCAUUUUUAUUUAAAUGCUUUAUUUUUAGACUACCUGAGACUGUCAGAGACUGUUCAGACAAAUAUACGUUUCAUAUCAUUUAGAAAAGAAUUGUUAAUUCUCUGGAAGAAAAUGCCACUGUUUUAUACUUUCUAUAAUUUUCUUUUAAAUAAAGAUACAAUUUCGCAACUAAUAA